Messenger RNA from Colossoma macropomum (tambaqui), 4447 nucleotides. RefSeq names its product parathyroid hormone 3 receptor (gene pth3r). The record is from RefSeq and is a predicted model, not a curated record. Gene Ontology annotation, molecular function: parathyroid hormone receptor activity; G protein-coupled peptide receptor activity; peptide hormone binding. Lineage: Eukaryota; Metazoa; Chordata; Actinopteri; Characiformes; Serrasalmidae. Gene Ontology annotation, cellular component: plasma membrane. Bases 414 to 2090 code for a protein of 558 amino acids. Gene Ontology annotation, biological process: adenylate cyclase-modulating G protein-coupled receptor signaling pathway; cell surface receptor signaling pathway. The transcript has 13 exons.
UCCCACCACACACACUCGUCCACCAACAGGGACACUCACAUGGAAAAGAGGACCCCAGCACUGAGACCUUUCCUCCACUACAGAACAGGACUAAUUAUGAGUUAUGGAUAAAUAUCAUAUAUGUUGCGUUCAGAGCGCCAGGAUGGAACAAUGAAUGCAUUCGGUCCCACUUAGACAAGACUUGGACAAAACCAGUUGUUGAAGCUGUUUCCAGUCUGAUUGUGGAUACUAGGAAAAGUAUCAGCAGAUACACACCUGGGCAGCGAUGGCUUCAGAACGGCUGAGCACCUCUCAGUGGCUUGAGGAAACCACAGCGGCGUCCUGGACGAAGGUGUAGAGCUUCGACCGAGGCUUAGUGGACGUCCAGGGAGAACUACAGUGUUGGUGAGAGCUGAAGGUCUGUGGUGUGAAGCAUGGUGGCGGAGGCAUCGUUGGUCUUCGUACUCUGCAGUAUACUGAUGACCGCGAGGGCACUGGUUGACUCUGAUGAUGUCAUUACUCGGGAUGAGCAAAUCUUCCUCCUGGUUGGUGCACGGACGAAGUGUGAGAGGAGCAUUCGCGCCCAGCUGAGCUCGGUACGAGAAAACGACUGUAUGCCGGAGUGGGACGGUAUAAUCUGCUGGCCCAGAGGGAAACCCAGUCAGUUGGUGGCCGUGCUUUGCCCUGAGUACAUUUAUGACUUCAACCAUCGAGGCCGUGCGUACCGUAACUGCGAUGCCUCAGGGAACUGGGAGCAGGUGCCCAGCAUCAACCGAACCUGGGCUAAUUACACAGAGUGUACGACCUUCCUGCACUCUGACCAUGGCAGCCAGGAGGAGGAGGUGUUUAAGCGACUUCACCUGAUGUACACUACCGGCUACUCCAUCUCCCUGACCUCUUUACUGGUGGCUGUGUUCAUCCUCUGUUACUUCAAACGUCUACACUGUACUCGCAACUACAUCCACACCCAUCUGUUCACCUCCUUUAUAUGUCGAGCGGUCAGCAUCUUUGUGAAGGACGCUGUACUCUACGCCGUCACAGAGCGGACAGAGGGGGAGUUUGGCAUGGUGGCACCCAGACCUCCAAUGGUGGGCUGUAAACUGGCUGUGACCUUCUUCCUGUAUUUCCUGGCCACCAAUCACUACUGGAUUCUGGUUGAGGGGCUGUACUUGCACAGUCUGAUCUUCAUGGCCUUCCUGUCCGAUAAGAAUUACCUGUGGGCUCUGACCAUCAUUGGCUGGGGCGUCCCUGCGGUCUUCGUGUCGAUUUGGGUCAGCGUUCGAGCCUCACUCGCUGAUACACAAUGUUGGGAUAUAAGUGCAGGAAAUCUGAAAUGGAUCUAUCAAGUUCCCAUCCUGGCAGCCAUUGUUGUAAACUUCUUUCUCUUCCUCAACAUCAUCCGAGUUUUGGCAUCUAAGCUGUGGGAAACUAACACAGGGAAACUGGACCCAAGACAGCAGUACAGGAAGCUUCUAAAGUCCACUCUGGUGCUGAUGCCCCUCUUUGGUGUCCACUAUAUGGUCUUCAUGGCUCUACCAUAUACAGAGGUCACCGGGAUGUUAUGGCAGGUCCAGAUGCACUACGAGAUGUUCUUCAACAGUUUGCAGGGCUUUUUUGUGGCCUUCAUCUACUGUUUCUGCAAUGGAGAGGUACAAGCAGAAGUAAAAAAGGCGUGGCUGAGGCGGAGUCUCACUCUGGAUCUCAAGCAGAAGGCACGUGUCACUAGCAGUGCUGGGGGCGGGAGCUGUUACUAUGGCGGCAUGAUGUCCCACACCACCACCCACAGCGUUUGCCUGAGCGUGAGUGGGACUAAGGGCUUAGCCCUUGCAGGCAGUGCCCUGGGGAUCAAGGGUCAAGGCCAUCACCAGCCUCUUGCCAACUUACCAGGGUACGUACCCAGUGAUGCUGAGACUACAUUACCCACAACGCAGUACCCUGAGCCAGUCUUCAGACAGGACGACAGGGUGGGUGUGCUAUAUGAUCGGAAUGGGGGAGAGACCAUGGGACAUAAAGAAGAGGAAGAGGAAAAGGAGCAAGACCCCUCACUGUACUUCGUACCCAAAGAUCGUUCCAGCUCCGAGUCUACCAAAGACUUGGAGACUGUUCUGUGAAGGACUCUGGAAAACUAGGCAUGUUACUGUCACAGUGCAUUUCCAUAGUAACAUAAAGAGAACACCUGAGUGAGAUGUUGUUAAACCUCGGCUUACUGUCUGGGUUUUGUCUUCUCGAGUAAUUGUGACUUGUCAAAUGUCUGAAACCGGCUUGCCAUGGAAAACCGACAUCCCAGGUGAUCUAUGGAAACAGUAAUAUUGCUGCAUCCGGUGAAAACAAUACUGACUGUGUAGUUUGUGAGAAACUCUUCCCUUGUAUCUCCACCUUCUAGUUGUACAGUUAGACUGUAAACCAUCUAUUGAUGUGCUCUUGGCUGGAUACUUUUGGGUGGUGGUCACUGCUGUGCUGAGAUGCGACCACCACCAAGAUAAUAUCUGGCAAAACUGCAGUGUUGUUAUCAGAAACUGACCAAUGAUAAUGAAUACAGACUAGGGUAGAGGUGGGCUGAUGAAUUGUCCAUGGCAACAAAUACAGUCUUAAGUUGUGGACCUCUACGGUAAGCUAACUAGCUACAAUAUGUGUCCAGAAGUAUGUGGACACCUGACCAACACAUCUAUAUGACCUUGUUGGACAUCCCUUUCCAAAACCAUGGGCAUUAAUGUGGAGAUGGCCCCCCUUUUGCUGCCAUAAAAACACUUUUCUGGGAAGGCUUUCCGCAAGAUUUUGGAGUGCUUGUGGGAAUUUGCGGCUAUUCAGUUAAAAGAGCAUUUGUGAGGUCAGGCACUGAUGUUGGAUGAGAAGGCCUGGCUCACAAUCAAUGAACAAGUUCAUCCUAAAGGUGUUCAGUGGGGUUGAGGUCAGGGCUCUGUGCAGGCCACUGGAGUUCCUCCACUCCAAACUCGCCAAACCGUGUCUUUAUGGAGGCCAGUUUGUGCACAGGGGCUCAGUCAUGCUGGGAACAGGAAAGGAUCAAACUGUCCCUGUUGUCUAAAAUGUUUUGUGUGCUGUAGCAUUAACAUCACCCUUCACUGGAACUUAAGGGGCCCAAUCCCUGAUAAACAGCCCCAGUCCAUCAUCCCCCUCCACCACACUUUACUGUUGGCACUAUGAAUUCCGGUAGGUAGCGUAUCCUGGCAGCUGCCAAACCCAGAUUUGUUCAGAAGGCUGCCAGAUAGUGAAGCAUGUUUCAUCACUCCAAAGAACACAUUUUCACUGCUGCGGAGUCCAGUGGCGGUGUUCUUUACCCUACUUCAGGCGACGCUUAGCAUUGUGCAUAGUGAUCUUAGGCUUUUGUGCAGCUGCUCAGCCAUGGAAACCCAUUUCAUGAAGAUCCCAAGGCACAGUUCUUGUGCUGAUGUUGCUUCCAGUUUGAACUUUGUAGUGAGUGCUGCAACAGAGGAUAGGCCUUUUUUAUGUGCUACAUUUUUCAGCACUUGCGGCCCCACUGAGUGUCUGCAUGGCCCCCCAAGACUGUGCUGUUGUUGCUCUAUAGUAGCACUUACAGUUGUCUGGGGCAGAUCUAGCAGAGCCGAAAUUUCAUGAACUGACUUUUGGCCAACAUGGCAUCCUAUGACAGUACCACAUAUAAAAUCUCCAAGCUCUUCAGCACCACCCAUUCUACUGCCAAUGCUUGUCUGUGGUGACUGCAUGGCUAUGUGCUUGAUUUUAUACACCUGUUACUAACGGAUGUGGCUGAAACACCUGAACUCAGUAAAUAGGAGGGGUGUCCACAUAUUUUUGUCAUAUAAUGUAGUUUUCUGGUGUGUCUAAAGAUCACAACGCAAAGCAUUUUGUGGAUAUUUGCAUGGAUGCAAGCAGAAACCUUCAGGAAUAACUUUUAGCCUUUUGAAAUAUACCAUAUGUGUCUGAAGAGCUAGCAGGGCCCUAGUAGGAAUAGCAUGUUGCUAGAUAGCUGCUUCACCUUCUGUGUUAACUGUUUUUUCUCACUGAAAAUUCACAGAGGCAGGACGUUCAUGGUCUUUUCAGUGUACUUUACAUGCUUUUUAGACUGUGCUCCAGGCUAGAGUAUGGGAAGUGUAUCAAUACGUGGAGAACCAGGCCCACCUCAUGAUCAUUCUUUGUCUCAAUCUAUAUUUUGGGACUUUAAAGCUCUGCACUCUCAUUGAAUGUACUGCAUGAUGGUAUAUACUGUAGUGUCAGUCAUUUCCUUGGCUUGGUGCUCAUCGUUACUGUAAAUUUGCUGCUUAUCCACUAUUUUACGUCUAGAUCUUUGCAAUAUAUUACAUCUGUUCAACAGCUGAUUUCCAGACCGGUUAAAGAAUAGAGUAUUGCUUCUUAUAGGGUAUAUGCAUUGUAGAGAAAGACUGAAUAUCCCAGGGUAUGAGAAGUUGCAAAUGUAUUUCACUGACUGGAAUAUGAAUAUUACAAAUUAAAAGGUUCCACUUUUGUAAACUGG